Messenger RNA from Recurvomyces mirabilis, 1068 nucleotides. RefSeq lists its product as uncharacterized. NCBI's taxonomy places the organism in Eukaryota, Fungi, Ascomycota, Dothideomycetes, Mycosphaerellales, Teratosphaeriaceae. Bases 1 to 1068 code for a protein of 355 amino acids. The record is from RefSeq and is a predicted model, not a curated record. Gene Ontology annotation, molecular function: N-acetylgalactosaminide beta-1,3-galactosyltransferase activity. The transcript is spliced from 2 exons.
AUGCUCACCCUUCCGCGCCUCGAUAACAGGCGGAGAGUUCUUGGCCUUCUCGUCGCCCUGAGCAUCUUCGGCAUCAUCAAAUGGGCGCGGACGACUUCUCCUGAAUAUGCGGAGAAGCUCGAAAUCCUACCACACCUUGCCCUUGACCCAGGUCGCUCGUUCUUCCCACCCUCUCAGCAGCCAUGCCCAGUAGACGUGGUGAAUGGACAUGACUCUCAUCCGCACCUAUGCGACGACUUCCCCAGCAAUCAUGAUACACAUCCCCGAGUCCAUGUCGUCCUCAAGACCGGCGCGAGUGAGCGAGACAAGACGGAACUGCUGCUGCAGACACUGCUGGCUUGUGCUCCUGCCGUGACCAUCGUAUCCGACAUGCAGGAUGAGAUCGAGGGACACCACGUGAUCGACAUCCUCGCCGAAUUACCAUCAUCAUAUGCGGUCGACAACCCGGAAUGGAAGUCCUACGAGGCGCAGGAAGAGGCUGGCAAACAUGGCGAACCAAUCCACAAAUCACCCGACGGCUGGCUACUCGACCGCUUUAAAUUCCUACCCAUGGUCGAGAAGGUCUACGAGCUAGAUCCGCACGCCGACUGGUACUUCUUCACCGAAGCAGAUGUCUACUUUGUCUGGGACACUCUUUACCGCUUGAUUGAUCAACUGGAUGCUCGCGAGAGGUACUACAUCGGUGUCGCCACACCCGGAGCGAAUCACACCUUCUUCGGCUACGGUGGUGGUGGGUUUUUGCUGUCUGGCACAAUGAUACACGAUUUACUUCAUGACAGGACGGAGAGUCUAAGUAUCAAGUACGAGAAGAUGGCCAGAGAUGGCUGUUGUGGCGAUGCGACCCUGGCGUAUGUGAUCAGGCAGGAGACUGGGGUCGUCAUACAGAAUGCUUAUCCUACGAUAUCUGGGGAGGCGCUGUACGGGCUGGGGGUGAGCAAAGAGAACUGGUGUCUACCUCUUUUGAGUCUGCAUCGAGUAUCUCCUGACCUCAUGCAGCAAUUGUGGCGGUGGGAGAGGUGCAGACCAUACGACGAGGUUCCUACCGAUCCGCAUGUCCACGAUACUUGA